GAGCGAUCAGUAGCAAAAUGUGCGACGCAGUGCCUACACGACAAACUGUUCCAGUCAUCUGGCCGCUGCUGAUGGUGGCGCUGUUGGGAGCUGCUGUGGCCGGUGCCGAGGAGCCUGAUGGAGCGUGGAUGGCGCCAUUGCGGCAGCAAUACGGCUGGGAUACAAAUCAAUUGAAGAACAAAGUGCAGCAAGGUGAUGUGACCACAUACGAGCUGGGCACGCCCAAUUAUCAGAUCCUGAAUCCGGAAGAUGAGCCAGAGUUCAUAACCGAGGAUCAGCCGCACUAUCGUGAGCUGCUCCGGCGUUUGACCAGCUCCGCCAAUGCCACCGAUACCAUAGACGUGGCCAUGCCCAGUGCCAGCGCCAGUGGACGUAGCAGUGCCACAGCCAUUGACGAGUCCAAGGCGACGGCAACUGGCGAAUGGGAAAAGCUGAAGAAGCGCAGCUUUAACCAAGAGCGCCCAGAAAGCGAACGCCAGCAGGAGGUGGAAGCCGUGCCGCUCGAUGAGAGAAGCCGCCAUCCCAGGGUACAAGUCUAUGCCGGCGCCAAGCCAUUUCAGACACGCAUCGCCAACAUGAGUUAGAUUUAAAUUCGUUUAUUGUUGAAAUUAAUAUUUAAUUUGUUUUAAGACAACCCGUUCAAAAGUAUACGAAACUAACUUUCUUCAAGUGUCUGCGUACUGGCUGCACCCAAUUAUUUUGGAGCCAAAAAAUAGUUUACUUUUCUUUUAAAUUUAAAUUAAGAAAAACAAGACGAGAAUAUUAGUGCAUUUUGUCGGUCGCUCUUUGAAA
Messenger RNA from Drosophila virilis, 792 nucleotides. RefSeq lists its product as uncharacterized. Lineage: Eukaryota; Metazoa; Arthropoda; Insecta; Diptera; Drosophilidae. The record is from RefSeq and is a predicted model, not a curated record.